AUGAAGAGAUAGAACCAGGGCAUGAUCACCGAGUUCAUCCUUAUAGGCUUCUCAAACCUGGGGGAUCUGCAGAUCCUUCUCUUCUUUAUCUUCCUCCUGGUCUACCUGACCACUCCGAUGGACAGUGCCACCAUCAUGACUAUCAUUCUUCUGGAUCAGGCUUUGCACACCCCUAUGUAUUUCUUUCUCUUUGUCCUCUCCUGCUCUGAAACCUGCUAAACCUUGGUCAUCGUACCAAAAAUGCUGACCAAUCUGCUUUCCACAACUAGAACUACUUUUUUCCCUGGGUGUGCUGCCCAGCUCUAUUUCUUUGUGGGCUUGGCUUGUACCAACUGUUUUCUAAUUGCUGUGAUGGGCUACAAUCACUAUGUUGCCAUCUACAACCCUUCUCAACUGCACAGUCAUCAUCAGCCAUCCACCCACAUACUGCUGGUUUUAGCCUCAAGCAUCUGUAGUUUUCUGAUCUCUGUAGUUGUCAACAUCCUGGUGUUUACUGUACCCUUCUGUGCCUCCAAUCGGAUCCACCACUUUGACAUUUCCCCUGUCAUAAAACUGGGCCGCACAGACAUCAACAUAAAGGAGAUGGUUAUGUUCUUACUCAGCAUUCUGGUAUUGCUGGUUCCCUUUGUGUUGAUCUUCAUCUCCUAUGUCUUCAUUGUUUCCACCAUCCUCAAGAUCUCUUCAGCGGAGGGACAGCAUAAGGCCUUUGCCACCUGUGUCUCCCACCUCACAGUGGUCAUUGUUCACUAUGGCUGUGCUUCCUUUAUCUACUUGAGGCCGACAUCCCUGUACUUCUCAAAUAAGGACCGACUUGGGGCAGUGACCUAUAUGGUGAUCACCCCGCUACUCAAGCCCCUUGUCUACACACUGAGGAACAAAGAAGUGAAGACGGCUCUGAGAAAUGUUCUCAGUAGGUACUCAUUUCCCAAAACUGCAUGA
This is a messenger RNA of Lagenorhynchus albirostris (white-beaked dolphin), 939 nucleotides long. RefSeq names its product olfactory receptor 10T2-like. NCBI's taxonomy places the organism in Eukaryota, Metazoa, Chordata, Mammalia, Artiodactyla, Delphinidae. Gene Ontology annotation, biological process: G protein-coupled receptor signaling pathway. The record is from RefSeq and is a predicted model, not a curated record. Gene Ontology annotation, molecular function: olfactory receptor activity; G protein-coupled receptor activity. Gene Ontology annotation, cellular component: membrane.